Molecule: messenger RNA, 1122 nt
Organism: Ostreococcus tauri
Lineage: Eukaryota; Viridiplantae; Chlorophyta; Mamiellophyceae; Mamiellales; Bathycoccaceae
Product: Monooxygenase, FAD-binding
Exons: 1
Molecular function (GO): FAD binding
Source: RefSeq, a predicted model, not a curated record
GGCGGCGAUGUGGACGGGGAGGGGGGUGGGACGGUGGCGCGCGGCGGUGGGAACUUGCGCGUGCCGAGGAGCGCGUUGCGAGAGAUUUUUUUAGAGAUGCUUCCACCGGCGACGGUGCGAUGGGGGGCCAAGGUGUCGGAUUACGUCGAGGGCGAAGAUGGGGUCACGGUGACGCUGGAGAGCGGGGAGACGGUGGAGGGGACGAUUUUGGUCAUCGCCGACGGCGCGCGGAGCAGCACGAGACGGGCGCCGGGAGCGGGUGACGACGUGAAAUCGGGCGAGUUGCGAUACCUCGGCGUCGCCCUCGUCACCGGUUUCACCGAUUUGGACGAUUAUCUUCUCAAAGGACGCGGGUUUUACACGGUGGACGGGCGAUCGAGAAUGUUCACGAUGCCCUUCCAAGCGGCGAACGAGGAGGCGGGAACGCCGCCGCGGAGCAUGUGGCAGUUGAGCGUGCGCGUGAGCGAAGACGAGGCGAAAGAGCUCGCCGACGCUUCGAACGAUCGCAUUCGCGAGUUCGUGUUGAAGCACACGAGAGGUUGGCACGAUCCCAUCUCCGCGAUGUUCGACUGCACCGACUGGAACGACGCGUGGGCGGGACCGCUGUACGACAGAGAGGAGCCGCCGACGAGCAAGUCCGCGGCGACGGAGAAGCCCCAUCUCGCGCUGCGUAGCGCGAAAUCCAGAGUGAUUUGUAUCGGCGACGCGGCGCACCCGAUGUCGCCAUUCAAAGGCCAGGGCGCGAAUACCGCGCUCUUCGACGCUUGGGCGCUGUCCAAGUGGUUACAAAAGGCGCCGCCGCAAACCGCGCUGGCGUGUUUUCACCGCGAGAUGGUCGCUCGAGCCUUUGUCAAGGUUCGCGCGAGUCGAGAGGCGUGUGAGUACUUCCACAACCCGAAUAUUUUGAGCGAGCGCGUCCCGGAGUUUGCGGGCGUCGACCCGAUGAAAAUCACCGUCGUCCUGGACGCGCUCGCCGAGCGCGGCGUCACGGCGUCCAUGCGCGCCGAUAUCGAGCCCGCCGUGAAAGAGAUAAUCGACGAACUCGAUGCCGCGGAGUUAGUGAGACCGUACGCGGCGAAGAAAAUCAUGCAGCGUGGCAAGGAAGGAGGAGUGGAGGUGUAG